GGCGCUGGGAUUGGACUGCCCGCUCGCCCGCAUGGCCUUCCCGCGGUUCUCCACCAAGACUGAGGCAUCCAUUGCAGUGAUCUGCAUCUUGCCCUUCCUCCUUGCUAGUUCUUGGUAACAAACCCCUCUAAUGCAGCAAUCUACAGAUGAAAAAGACCAAGGGGCUCUGAUCAGGACCUAUAGAGCCUUGCAUAACUUCUAAGUUGUGAAGGAAGAUAUUGGGAGGACCACCAAAGACUGCUGGGAUAGUCCCGAUGUCCCUGCGCUGUCUACCUGCAGCAAUGCAGAUCUCUUCCGCAGAAUAAAUGCCAUGUUGGAUAAUUCUUUGGACUUCAGUGGAGUCUGUACCACACCCAUCACAAAAGGAAAACGUGACCUCUUGUCAGACUUCCCGGACUCUGAAGAAGCAGUGGCAAGCAGGAUGCUUUUCCCCACCUCUACUCAAGAGUCUUCCCGUGGCCUCCCAGACACGAACGACCUGUGCCUUGGCCUGCAGUCUCUCAACCUGACGGGGUGGGACAGACCAUGGAGCACCCAGGACUCUGAUACUGCAGCACAGACCAGCACACAGUCUGUUCUCAGCAUGCUUAGUAACCCUCUGGGAAAUGUUCUGGGGAAGCCCCCGCUCAGCUUCCUGCCUUUGGAUCCAAUUGGUUCUGACCUGACGGAGAAGUUUCCCACACAGACCCCAAGGAGUUCCCGCGUGGACAGUCGCUCUCUCCUAGAUUCACGCUCCAGCAGCCCCUCUGACUCUGAUACCAGUGGAUUCAGCUCGGGGUCUGACCAUCUCUCAGACCUAAUUUCGAGCCUCCGGAUCUCCCCGCCCCUGCCCUUUCUACCCCUCAGCGGUGUGUCAAGGGACCCCUUAAAGAUGGGUAUUGGAUCACGACUGGAUCAAGAUCAAGCUGCAUUGGCUGCAGUAACUUCCUCCCCAGCCAGUGCAUCCAAGAGAUGGCCUGGGGCAUCUGUGUGGCCUUCCUGGGAUCUGCUGGAUUCACCAGAGGACCCAUUCAGUAUUGAAAGGGAAGCCAGGCUUCAUAGGCAAGCAGCAGCUGUGAAUGAGGCUACGUGUACCUGGAGUGGGCAGCUCCCUCCCCGGAACUACAAGAACCCAAUCUACUCCUGCAAAGUGUUUUUAGGAGGAGUCCCAUGGGAUAUUACAGAAGCGGGACUGAUCAACACCUUCCGUGUGUUUGGCUCACUAAGUGUGGAGUGGCCUGGUAAGGAUGGCAAACACCCCCGCUGCCCUCCCAAAGGUAAUAUGCCUAAAGGUUAUGUGUAUCUGGUGUUUGAGUUGGAGAAGUCUGUGCGUGCUCUGCUUCAGGCUUGCUCUCAAGACCUGCUGAGUCCUGAUGGCCUUAGUGAAUACUACUUCAAGAUGUCUAGUCGCAGGAUGCGCUGCAAGGAGGUGCAGGUGAUCCCAUGGGUCCUGGCAGACAGCAACUUUGUGCGAAGCCCAUCACAGCGGCUUGAUCCCGGGAAGACUGUCUUUGUGGGGGCUCUGCAUGGAAUGCUGAAUGCAGAGGCCCUGGCAGCAAUCAUGAAUGACCUGUUUGGAGGGGUGGUCUAUGCUGGCAUUGAUACGGACAAGCACAAGUAUCCAAUUGGAUCUGGCCGUGUUACCUUUAACAACCAGCGCAGUUACUUGAAGGCAGUGAGUGCUGCAUUCGUGGAGAUCAAAACCACCAAGUUUACGAAGAAGGUUCAGAUUGAUCCAUACCUGGAAGAUUCCAUGUGUCAAGUGUGUAGUUCUCAGCCGGGGCCUUUCUUCUGCAGAGACCAGGUCUGCUUCAAGUACUUCUGUCGUUCCUGCUGGCACUGGCAACAUUCCAUGGAGGUCCUGCGUCACCACCGCCCGCUGAUGCGCAACCAGAAGAACAGAGACUCCAGCUAGAGAGGCGGCCGAUGUGCUGGGAGCUGCCGCAGUUGCAGGAGAAAGUUCUUUUGUUAACCUGCCAAGUGGAGAGAGCGCGAGCGUGCCUGCCAGUGCCAGACCCAGAGUGGGAACGCGCUUCCUGAGGACUAAUGGGGAAAUCUUACAUUCACGUUUGCACUUGCUGGUCUUUUCGUUUCUGCACUAAUGCACAGUGAAUUUUGUCGGGUUUUGUUUGGGGUUUUUUUGAGGGGGGAGGGCCCCUCAAACGAUUCUGCAGUUCCCAGACUUUGGUACCUAGUUUGCUGACGAGAAGCAAAAAGGGCCAUGUGUUGAGAAGGUGUUUAUGCAGACACCUUCACCUAGGUUUUUUUAUUUAUUAAAGGCGCUUUUUUACAUUCCUUGCAAUACUGAUGGUAAUAAUACAGGUCUCAUUGGCUCCAUUUUUUUGCAGUUGCCAUACAGUGCCUUUCCAUUCAUUUAACCCCCAUCUGAACGGCAUAAACUGAAUGUUCAGCUGGCGUUUUUUACUGUAACAACAAGGAGACUUUGCUCUUCAUUUAAACCAAAUCAUAUUUCAUAUUUUACGCUCGAGGGUUUUUACCAGUUCCUUUUUACACUCUUAAAACAGUUUUUAAGUAGUUUGAAACGAGAGAUUUUUCUUUCCUGGCAGCUUCUAACAUUAUUGCAAUUUGUGUCUGGGGGCUGCUGGUUAGAAGAAAUGUUCCACAGUUGUAAAUCCAGGGGUUUGCAACAAGAAAAAGGACAGGAUUUUUUGGAUUUGAAACUGGACCGGAUAAACUAUCUCUGAGCUGCUGUAUAUAGUUUUAAAUAGUUUGUUGCACUUUUUUAAGUUGCACUUACGGGGGGUUGAUAGAGGUUUUUAAUCACAAAGUCACAGGACUUAAUUUUUCUUCUUGUAACUAGCUAAAAAAGGGCUGCGUUUUGGUGGGCAGACGAAGGUUCAUAUGAGCCCUUUCUCUUAGAGGGGACGAGUACCUUUUUUCCCUUUUUUUCUUUUUUUUUUUGGUUUUUGUUUUAAAUAUAUAAAGCAACAGUGCAGUCAACUGAAAUGCUGCUGGGAUUUGAGAUUUUUUUUUUUUUUAACUUUUCCCCUCUAUUGGAAGCUGUGUGCCAAAGAACCAGUGUCAUAAUUUUUUUUCCCUUUUCCUGCUGAGCUGAUGUUGCAUUGUUGCAUAUCCCAGCUGCUCUUUGUGGGUUUUUUUGUGAAGCUGUGUGUGAAGUCUCUACCUCAUUGUAGUAUAUGCAGGCAAGACUGCACUCUCCUACUGAUGCGUGGAGUAAGCUGUGGUGUAGUUUUUGGCACAUAAUAAACACGUUGCAGCAGUU
Messenger RNA from Alligator mississippiensis (American alligator), 3223 nucleotides. It is a transcript of the gene CPEB1, whose product is annotated as cytoplasmic polyadenylation element binding protein 1. The coding region runs from base 311 to 1894 and encodes 527 amino acids. Gene Ontology annotation, molecular function: mRNA 3'-UTR binding; mRNA regulatory element binding translation repressor activity; ribosome binding. The transcript has 13 exons. Lineage: Eukaryota; Metazoa; Chordata; Crocodylia; Alligatoridae. The record is from RefSeq and is a predicted model, not a curated record. Gene Ontology annotation, biological process: negative regulation of cytoplasmic translation. Gene Ontology annotation, cellular component: neuron projection; synapse; nucleus.